GGGUCUAGGCGCAGUUUGCUCCCAGUUCCCUCCCAGUGCUCCCAGUAAGAGCGGUACUGGCAGGGAGAGCGCUCCCAGUUGCUUCUAGGUGCUGUCAGGAUCGUUACCAGUGCUCCCAGUAUCACUUCCCAGUGCCGCGCGGGGCGCAACCGCUUUGCAAUCCCCCAGGGCGGAGCGCGGCUGCUUUUGCGCGUCGGCACCGGGCCGGGCCGGGCUGGGGGAGGAGGAGCGGAAGGAAGAAGAGUAGUGGAAGGAAGAGCAGCAGCAGAACCGAGCGGCUCACUCGCUCGCCCGCUCUAGGCCGCAGCUUCCCCGACUUCCCCGGCAUCACCCCUCCCCCCGGAAGCCGCAGCUGAACUUGGCCCGCAGGAACAUAAACCCAACGCGCUCAACCCUUCUUUUCCCCCAAAAAUGGAUUUCCCAUUCCUAAACCUUGGCCCGAUGGAGGAGGAGGCCGUGAGGAAGAAGAACAUGCCCCCGGAGCCCCAGGCAGACAAGGAGCUGAGGAUGGAGACCAGGGAGGACAAAUCCCCGCAGCAGAACCUUGUGGAAGAGGCUGUUUGGAGCAGCUCCAUUGCACAGGAAACCAGCGAGGAGGAAAAGCCCGGGAGAUCCCACAUGAGGAUGGGCUGCAAACACAGUUCUUGGGUAUCCGAGGAGGAGAACCAGGGCCAAAGAACCGGACAGAGCUGCAGCCAGAGCUCAGAGCUGGGGUUCCAUGAGCAUCUUCAUGAUGCGGAUAAGCCCCACAAGUGUUCAAAUUGUGGGAAGAGCUUCAGCAAGAGAUCCUCCCUGAUCUGGCACUGGAGAAUCCACAUGGGGGAACGGCCCUAUGAGUGUGGGGAGUGUGGAAAGAGCUUCAGUACGAGAUUCAAACUGAUCCGCCACCAGAUGAUCCACACUGGGGAGAGGCCCUAUGAAUGUGACAUACGCAGGAAGAGGUUUCAGACCAGCUCCAAUCUCGUCAUGCAUCAGCGGAUUCACACAGAAGAGAGGCCCUUCCGCUGCCCUGACUGUGGGAAGGGCUUCAAAUACAACUCCCGCCUUGUCUCCCACAGGCGCAUCCACACUGGGGAGAUGCCCUAUGAGUGUGGGCAGUGUGGGAAGUGCUUCAGGACAAGCUCUGAACUGAUUGUCCACCAAAGGAUCCACACAGGGGAACAGCCCUAUGAGUGUGAUAAAUGCAGCAAGAGGUUUCUGACCAGCUCCAGUCUCCUCCUGCACCAGCGCAUUCACAUAGAGGAGAGGCCCUUCUGCUGCCCCGACUACGGGAAGGGCUUCAGGCACAACUCCAACCUCGUCACCCACCGGCGCAUCCACACUGGGGAGAGGCCCUAUGAGUGUUCUGAGUGUGGGAAGAGCUUUUCACAGAGCUCUCACCUGACCAAACACCAAUGGAGGCACCACUAAGGGAAGCCCUGCAAAUCAAGUGCAGGAAGAGCUUCAUGUGCUGCUCCAGCUCCAUUCUCCAUGGCAGGAUCUGUGCUGGAUGAUGCCGAGUGACCCCUGGUGGGCAGAGCCCCGGUGAUCCAUGUUAGGAAGACACCUGGCUGGGCGGCUCUUCAUCCUCCUGGCUUCCCUUGAGCACCUGGACAUAUCCACAGAUCAACAUCAGAAAUCCAUUGUGAAGAGCACGUUUGUCGACUUCUGACCCGAGAAAAAUCUCACUCUUUGCAUCUUCUGGUGGCAUCAAGCAACACUGAAUGGCCUUGGAGGUCUUCUCCAAUAGAAAUCCAUCAUUUUAAUCCUUUCUGGCUCAUGGGCAUCUUCCACAGCCAAAUGGGAACAUAUUGGGGCAAACCCCACAAUUUUGGAGAUGGUGGGGUGGAAACCCCUUCAAAAAGGGUUCUUCCCACCCAGCCAAGCAUGUGGAUGCUUUGCCAGCAGGGACACAUAAAUUCUUUUGUUUUGGCCUUGAAACAAAAAGGUUUCUGUU
Messenger RNA from Cinclus cinclus, 1936 nucleotides. RefSeq names its product zinc finger protein 239-like. The record is from RefSeq and is a predicted model, not a curated record. Gene Ontology annotation, molecular function: DNA-binding transcription repressor activity, RNA polymerase II-specific. Lineage: Eukaryota; Metazoa; Chordata; Aves; Passeriformes; Cinclidae. The transcript is spliced from 3 exons. Bases 412 to 1410 code for a protein of 332 amino acids. Gene Ontology annotation, biological process: negative regulation of transcription by RNA polymerase II.